Glycine soja is the source of this 3190-nucleotide messenger RNA. RefSeq names its product extra-large guanine nucleotide-binding protein 3-like. The transcript has 8 exons. Gene Ontology annotation, cellular component: heterotrimeric G-protein complex. Gene Ontology annotation, biological process: adenylate cyclase-modulating G protein-coupled receptor signaling pathway. The record is from RefSeq and is a predicted model, not a curated record. The coding region runs from base 168 to 2861 and encodes 897 amino acids. Gene Ontology annotation, molecular function: GTPase activity; guanyl nucleotide binding; G-protein beta/gamma-subunit complex binding. NCBI's taxonomy places the organism in Eukaryota, Viridiplantae, Streptophyta, Magnoliopsida, Fabales, Fabaceae.
GCCUCCGUUUACUUUCUUUCUGCCAACUGCUGCAGCUGACAACUCAACACUGAACUUUUCUCUCUCUCUGAUCCAAACCAAAAGACGAUGAAACCUUUUGGUUGAUUCCUUCGAACUCUCUCUCUCUCACACUUUCCUUCACUUUCUCGCCAUCCAAACCCUAAAUAAUGGCGUCGGAAUCCACCGGAGACGACAAAUCAUGGGAGCACAUCCUUCGCCGCAUGCUCCCCGCCGGCGCGCCGCUUCCCGACGAGGAGCACCUCGAUUACUCCAUCGCCGUCGAGUACGAAGGUCCUCCGGUUCCUUACGACGUUCCAAAGGUCGAUCCGCUCAAAAUCGGAGCCUCCACCGGUGGCGGCGCCGUUCCGAUUCGCACUGCUUCAAUCGACUCCGAUCACAACGCGGCGGCCUCGAUUCCGGUCGCUAUGCCAGUGCAUCCGCGGUUCUCGCGGUUCAGCCGCGUCCGCAACGGCGGCUUCGACCGCGCGCCGCUGCCUCGGAGUCCGGCAGAGAGCCGGCGGUCGUCGUCGGUUUCCAGGACGCAGUCGCAGUUCGAUUCGCGCAGCGGCGAGGUGGCUUACCGCUCUGAUUUCUCCGGCGAGGUGAACGCCGACGCCGACGACGGUGCGAGUUCCGCGUCAGCGGCGUCCGCGCCGCAGACGCCUCCGAAUUCUGCUCCGGUGCCGCGGAGUGGCACCGGAGCUGGCAAACGCCCGACGACGGUGACGUUUCAUACUCCAAGGGACUCGGAGGACGACGAUGGCGACGAUUAUCUGUCGCCGCGUUCGGUAGCGACGGAGCCGGUGGGAUCGCCGUUGACCGCUUCGCCGUCGCGGAAUAAGAAACGGUGGAUUUGUAGCAGAUGCGGGAAUAGUAACAGGCUGAAGGAGAAGGAAGCGUGUUUGGUGUGUGAUUCAAGGUAUUGCAGUAACUGUGUUCUGAAAGCGAUGGGGUCUAUGCCUGAGGGAAGAAAAUGCGUGAGUUGCAUUGGGAAGCCAAUUGAUGAGAUGAAGAGGUCGAGUUUGGGGAAGUGUUCUAGAAUGUUGUCGAAAGUGUGUAGUUCUUUGGAGAUUAAUCAGAUAAUGAAGGCUGAAAAGGAGUGUCCUGCGAAUCAGCUUCGACCGGAGCAGCUUGUUGUGAAUGGCAGACAGCUGAGGCAAGAGGAGUUGGCUGAGAUUCUGGGCUGCUCCAUCCCUCCUCAGAAGUUGAAGCCUGGGAGGUAUUGGUAUGAUAAGGACUCUGGACUUUGGGGCAAGGAGGGUGAGAAGCCUGAUAAGAUAAUAAGUUCAAAGCUAAAUAUCGGAGGAAAGCUUCAGACGGACGCGAGCGAUGGGAAUACUAGAGUCUACAUGAAUGGCCGUGAAAUAACAAAGAUUGAGCUUAGAAUGUUAAAGCUAGCAAAUGUUCAAUGUCCACGAGAUACCCAUUUCUGGGUUUAUGAAGAUGGAUCUUAUGAGGAAGAAGGGCAAAAUAAUAUUAAGGGAAACAUAUGGGGAAAGACGUCCACUCGUUUCAUUUGUUCAUUAUUCUCAUUGCCUGUACCACCUACUAAUCCUCCCGGGGUCAAAGAUAAUUCAACUAACCAUUCAACAAGAUCUGUGCCCGAAUAUUUGGAGCAUGGAAGAGUUCAGAAACUUUUGUUGUUUGGCAUGGAAGGAUCUGGAACAGCCACUCUAUUCAAACAGGCCAAGUUUUUAUAUGGAAACAAGUUUUCUGCAGAAGAAUUACAAAACAUCAAGCUUAUGAUUCAAAGCAAUAUGUACAAGUAUCUCAGCAUUCUACUUGAAGGACGGGAGCAGUUUGAAGAGGAAGCUCUGGCAGAGAGAGAAUCUACUUCAUUAGAAGGUGAAGGAUCUGGACAAGCAGAGACAGCAGCUGACGAAAACAAGCUGAGCGUUUACUCUAUCAAUCAAAGAUUCAAGCACUUUUCUGACUGGUUACUGGAUAUUAUGGCCACCGGAGAUUUGGAGGCCUUCUUCCCUGCUGCAACGCGUGAGUAUGCUCCUAUGGUAGAUGAAAUCUGGAGAGAUCCUGCUGUUCAGGAAACAUACAAGAGAAGAGAGGAAUUACAUAAUCUUCCCAAUGUUGCUAAAUAUUUCUUGGAUCGGGCAAUAGAAAUAUCAAGCAAUGAGUAUGAACCUUCUGAUAAGGAUAUAUUAUAUGCUGAAGGAGUUACUCAGAGCAAUGGUCUUGCCUUUAUGGAAUUCUCAUUUGAUGAUAGGAGUCCCAUGUCUGAGAUAUACAGUGAAAACAUCAAUUAUCCUCCUCAUUUAACCAAAUAUCAACUGAUUCGCAUAAAUUCAAAGGGACUGCGUGACGGUUGCAAGUGGUUGGAAAUGUUUGAAGAUGUGAGGGCAAUCAUAUUUUGUGUUUCCCUGAGUGACUACGACCAGAUGUGGCCUACUAGUACUGGUCAGCUUCGUAACAAACUGCUGGCAAGCAAAGAUCUUUUUGAGAGUCUGGUGAAGCAUCCUUGUUUCAAAGAUACCCCAUUUGUGCUUCUCCUAAAUAAAUAUGAUGUCUUUGAAGACAAGAUAAACAAAGUUCCUUUGUCAAUUUGUGAGUGGUUUGGAGACUUUUGUCCCGUGAGACCCCAUCACAACAAUCAUGCCCUAGCGCACCAAGCAUAUUACUAUGUAGCUAUGAGGUUCAAGGAGCUUUAUUAUUCACUAACCGGCCAGAAGUUGUUUGUGGGGCAAACUCGAGGCCGGGAUCGCACGUCAGUGGACGAGGCAUUCAAAUACAUAAGGGAGAUCAUCAAAUGGGACGAUGAGAAGGAUGAAGAUGUAUAUGAAAUCAACCCAGAAGAGUCAUUUUACAGUACAGAAAUGAGUUCUUCUCCAUUCAUCAGACAAGAAUGAAUUCCCAACCUUGGAUAGCCCUUCUUUGAGACUAAAUGGUCUUUUAUAUGUGGAUAGAGUGUCGCAGCUCCAAAGAAUUUGUAGGAGCAUAGCAUUUGUUGAAGGACAGGGAGGUCAGUUGGCUGGGCUGUGUUGUGGAGUAUGUUGUUUUAUUUUGUUCUUUUAGGAUCUUCCUGAAACAGGUUCAGAAUGAUUUUUGCCCCUUCAUAAAUAAGCUAAUUUGAUUGAGAGGUUGUAAAUUCAGAGGUUAUUUGUUCUCUGUACAGCUUAUAUUGACAAUAUUGUUCAGCUUAAUUUGAAAAAAAAAGAGGUAUUUUUAUUUCCUUUUA